Vitis vinifera (wine grape) is the source of this 1461-nucleotide messenger RNA. RefSeq lists its product as uncharacterized. The record is from RefSeq and is a predicted model, not a curated record. Bases 438 to 926 code for a protein of 162 amino acids. Lineage: Eukaryota; Viridiplantae; Streptophyta; Magnoliopsida; Vitales; Vitaceae. The transcript has a single exon.
UCAUUUCACUUUUAUAACAGGGCAAAAACUAAUACUAGAAAAGCAGAGAAAAAGAAGGAGAGGAAGAGCACUCGGGCCCCCCCUUUACCUAAAGGAGCACUCAGGUGACUCACCCAGCAAAGAAGUGAAAACAUCAUUGACCUGGGAAUGGAAAUUUCACCUACAACCCCAUCAGUAUCUAAUCUGGAUUGUCUGAUCCUGAUUGAAAUGUUAAUAUUAUUCCCAGAAGCGUGACAGGCGGAUCCUGAAUGUACUAUGAUUAAAAUGAAGAUAGAUUACAUUCAAAUUAGUCAAAUGGAGAAAGGUAAAUCCAGGAAAAAAAACUUACAAAACACAUGAAAAUGAUGAUCCUAUAUCUCUAUCCCAAGCCCCAAUUAUGCAAAAUCUCAUGCUGUCCACUUUGAAAAAGCACACCAAUAAGCACUUUUUUAAGACCAAUGGGGAGAAGCUCCAGACACAAGGCAAUCCUCCCAGAACCACCACUCGCGUCAUCUAGAAGUCUCCUACUUCAAUUCAACCAUACCAUAAAAAAAAUGGAGUAUAAAGCAAGCUGCACAGCCACCAAGUGCCCUGAAAGAAUGGCUGCAAAAGCUCCUGUUGAGGUGGGCACGAGGGGCACUGUUGGAUCGCUUGUGAUGAAGGAAAUUGAGUAUUUCAGCAGGCUUGAAUUGGAUCGCCAUGGAAGUGGGAGCUCUCAGAGGUCUCAGGCACAUGUAGUGGAUGUGGCUUCCGGCAGUACUGGCCGUUCCAGGCAUAGGUUCUGGUUCCUGAUAAUGACAUGGAGAAGGAAAAAGAGGAGGAGCAGCAGAACCUUUCUACCAAGCAUCUGCUCUGUUGUGGAAGUUGCAGACAGCCACAGGCUGAACGGGAUUCCUGGAUUCAAUUACAGGAUCCUGAAGGAUGAUGUGAAGAACAUGCACUUUUGAGGCUACUGUUUCAGAGGGAGUCCUGGUUUCUUCUGGGUCCACACCUUCUUCAAUUUUAGAUUCCUUCUUGUCAGCUUCUAUUCUGUUAGAAGUUCCUUUUAAACCAUUCUAGUCAGAGUCAGGCAUCGAGAUCCGAUCAGCAGCCUUUUGGAUGUUUUCUCUUGUCUUUUAGGUCCCAUCUCUGUUACUGAUGCUCCCUUUACUGCUCACCUCAUUCAAGGACAAUCUUCUUAGCUGUAAUGUUAAUGCAGUAGGGAGACCAGUGGCAUAUAUCCUCCCUGAGAAGCAGACCUUUUCCGGGUUCUCUGUAGAAGAUUAUGUGUUCCAUGGAUCUCCAUUUCUGCAUUCUAAUGGGAGAUUGAUUGCCAUGGACUUCCAAAGCUGAUGAACCUCCAGGCAAGGUGCAGUGAGCCUAUGAAAAGCAGCAGCAACACUCACUCUGUACAUAACUGGCUUGUAAAUUUGAGAGCUUUACUAUAAUUCUGUUUCAGUUGGAGUGUAUGGUUUCUGAAUAAAAUCAACAGGUUAUCAAGGA